This is a messenger RNA of Acyrthosiphon pisum (pea aphid), 1910 nucleotides long. Its product is annotated as regulation of nuclear pre-mRNA domain-containing protein 1B. Lineage: Eukaryota; Metazoa; Arthropoda; Insecta; Hemiptera; Aphididae. Bases 515 to 1555 code for a protein of 346 amino acids. Gene Ontology annotation, molecular function: RNA polymerase II complex binding. Gene Ontology annotation, biological process: mRNA 3'-end processing. The transcript is spliced from 7 exons. The record is from RefSeq and is a predicted model, not a curated record.
AUAAACAUCAAACAUGUGAUGGUUUUGUCAGUUGUUGAGCUUUGCUGUAUUGGUGUCCGCCGUCCGGUACUCGGUAGGCAUUUGUUGUUUUGUUGUUUAAUGUUUCUGUCGUAACGUGUUUGGUGCUCAAAUGUUAAUUGCCAAUAAUUGUCAAUAAUUGUCAACAGUCAGUCGCGGGUAGUGUGCCCAUUUAAUAAUAAUAAUAAUAAAUCGGUGUGCACCAUUAUUGAUUCGGUAAUAAUUUUCGCACGUUACUGUUUUUUAUUUUUAUUAUUCAAUGGUUCUCCAUUGUUUGUGCACUCCGUGAACGUAGCUUACUUACAUACGUUGCUUUGAAGUUUCGGUGCCAACCAGCUUACUUGGCCAAUGUUGACUGAACAGGACCAUAGUUUUAUUAAAACAUGUCGGUAACGUGAUACGAUGUGGUUUGUCGGCAGUGAUAACUGUUGGGCAUUGGUAAUAUAAUUGUGCUGUCGUUGUUCAUGUCGGAUGUAAAAAACGAGAAGAUUACACCAUGACCGGCUUCACCGAAGGAAGUCUGAACAGUAGACUGAAAGACCUGAACUCUUCCCAGCAGAGCAUACAGACACUAUCCCUUUGGUUGAUUCACCAUAGGAAAUAUGCUCACACUGUCGUCAAGAUUUGGUCAAGAGAAAUAUUGGCAGGCUCAGAAUCUAAACAAUUAACAUUAAUGUACCUGGCCAAUGAUAUUAUUCAGAAUGGCAAAAAGAAAGGUCCUGAAUAUGGAAAAGAGUUUGGCAAAGAACUGGCCAAAGCAUUUAAGCAAAUAUCUUUAAACAACUGUUCUUCAAAGACCAGACAGAGUUUGACACGAUUGUUGAAUAUAUGGGAAGAAAGAGGUGUUUACAGUAAAAUCCAAAUAGAUGAAUUCAAGGAUGCUUUUGGUAAAGAAUCAGCGAAGAAGCCUACAGGUGAACCUCCAAGUAAAAAAGUUAAACAUUCACAUAAUCACAAAUCAAAGAAGACAAAAUCUCAAAACAAUGGCAUAAAAAAAGAUAAAGAAGUUAUUGUUGAAGUGGAUGGUGCCAAAGAAUUGCAUGUGACUUUAUCUCCUAAGACUCCUGUUAAUGAUCCUCCUGAACCAGAAGAAUUAAUUAAAGCUCUAAAUGAUUUAGAAAAUGCACCUUCAUGUGAUGCGGUUGUUCGAGAACGUAUCUCUAAACUUCCUCCAGAAAUUGCUGAUGUCAGUUUACUUUCUCAGUUAAAAGGUAAAGACGAGGGUGAAGAACUUUUGCGUAAAGUAAAUGAUGCUGUUGCAUUGUUGACUGAUUACAACACUAGACUAGUAUGUGAAAUGGAAGAUCGCAAGAAGGUAUUUUCUAUGUUGCAUGAUUUCAUUCAAUCUCAAAGAGACCUCAUUGAUCAAGCUGAACAAAGAUUACAUGAAUAUCAAGGUAAACUUCAGAAAGUUUGCCAAGUACGGCAAGAGGUCAACACGCACCUACAAAAUCUACCGGAUUUAGCACAAUUGCCCAGCGUUAAAGGUGGCCUAGCACCUCUUCCGUCGGCGGGCGAUUUGUUCACAGUGGGCUGAUGACUAUUGGCUCUAGCUAUACCGGCUGGUCGCUAUUACUCUGGUCGAGUAUGUCGAAGAUUACACACGCUCGUCCUAAGUGUAUUGACUAUUGAGUAACAAUAAAAUGUGUUUGAAUUUAAAAACGUAACCCCCUGGUUAUAAUAUGUGUAUUAGUUAAAUUGUAUUAUGUAAAAUAAUAUGGCAUUUGAUAAUAAUUUUCUUAUUAUUAUAAUCAUUACAAGGUUUCAAUAUUUUUAUUAAGUCUAUAUAAUAUUUUAACGUAAUGUAUUUUACAGUUCUCAAAGUGUAUAAUAAUAUGUUACAAUUACUAUUACAUUUGUCAUUAAAAAAAAGAAAGUUUUUACGAUGUACC